GGUGGAGAUUAUAAGAGAACAUGGCCAUUAAGGUCAGAUUGUUCUUUAAGAUGUUAAAAAUACCCCAAAUUAAUUUAUAAAUGGCAGUUUUCCGUUACAGUGUCCAAGUAGGGCGUGCCAUAUGUUUGGAAUCAGAAAAUAGCUUGAUUCACUGUUCCAAGGCACUCAUGUGAUUCACGUGUCGUCUCUAAAAUAAUACUAAAAUAAUAACAUAUCUGUCUCAAUUUAAUUCACACUGGAUAGCCUCUAAGAAUUGACCUGUCUGCCACAAGAGAAAUUGCCGUAACACCAUUCUUUCUACUCAUUAGAAAUUGGUCGUUGACUUUUCUCCAUUUUGGUUCACAUGAUCAUGGUCAUUUUGCAGGAGUGUCACUCUUUGUGAAGCCUAUACGGAAGAAAAUAUACAUUUUCUUGGGAAAUUAAAAUGAGGUUUAUAUCCUAAAUGGAAAUGAUAAAUGAUUUUAAAAAAUAACCUAAUAUUCUUUUUUUAAACAAAAAUAGGUGUUAUUGGUGUGCUAUUUUUGUGUGAUUUUGAUAUUGUUAUGUACAUGCCAUACAACAUUAUUAUUCUAUGUAAUUUCAAAAUACCUGCAAUGGAUAGGGUGCACAGCCCUAAAUAUAUUAGUUAAACCAACUCCGGGGCAUCUCACACUAAUUGCUCACUUUGUAUGCAAAUAUUGGACAUGUUAUUUCGGGGGAGGGGGGUUCUGUUGUCACUUGCCACCCAAGACGUGAUUCAGCUGCAACAAUCACCAUUAUCUGGUCACCACUUUUCACGAUACGGGACGAAUCUGUAAUGAUGACGAGUGUUUCCUUCGGCCAUUGUUGAGGCAACGGGGAUAUUCUUCUGCGGGUUCACACCUACCAUCAUUGGAUAAAGGCACUCGAAUCAUUCAGGUACUUGGCGUCCUCGAGGAGCAUAUAUAAGCGGCGUGAAGUACUGUUUAUACAAACACUGCCUCAUGUCCACACACACAGGGUGUUCUAGGUCGUCUCUGACUCUGACAGCGCUCUUCGCCAUUCCUUGAGUGGAUACAUAUUUUUACUCCUAUAUCAACUGUAUCCUCUCAUUCGGAUAGUUAUUACGCACAAGGAUUCUGUUUUUUUUCCUGGACAGAAUGGCUGUUGCUGCAAAGUUCAGUUUUUCCGUGAGGAGCAUCCUGGAUUUGCCUGAGCAUGACGCCAAGACAGCGCAGCCUUCCCCCGGUAACUCCUGCUACAGCUCCCCUUACUCCUCCUGGAUGGACAGCGACCGGAGCCCUUGUCUCUCUUCAGAUGAGGGUAGCCUGGAGAUCUCCCCAAACAAGUCAAACGAGUCUUCUCUGGACUCUGAGGCCGAGAAGAAGAAGAAGCGCCGCGUGCUCUUCUCAAAGGCCCAGACCUUCGAGCUUGAGAGGCGCUUCCGUCAGCAGCGCUAUCUGUCAGCACCAGAGCGGGAGCAGCUCGCCCAUCUCCUCAGCCUGACGCCGACGCAGAUCAAGAUCUGGUUCCAGAACCACAGGUACAAAAUGAAGAGGUCGCGAGUAGAGGGAGCGCCACAAGACAUAAACCAAUCGCCAAUGUUGCGAAGAGUAGUGGUACCCAUCCUAGUUCGGGAUGGCAAGCCUUAUCAGACCUGUUUCAUUAACACGGAGAAAGGAGGCUGUCUUAGAACGACUACAUCCCCGGGUACACCCUUCAGUUUGGGAUACCAGUCUUUCCAGCUUCCGUCGCCGUUCGGUCUACCUUCCCCAUACCAGCAUUUUGCCAGCCCGGCAGCAUCUAGACACACCUUUGCUUGGAGAGACUUUCUGAACGACUCAGUUCAAUUCAGUUAUUUUAAGUGACUGAAAACAUCAACAAGAGGACAUUGUAGAGGAACACUUAAAACCAAAUAUGUUUUCUGAAUUCCCUUAUUUUUCGAGGUACUUAAGUGUUAAACUCUCACUAAUAAUGUUGUAUGAGAAGUAGGCUAUUUUGCACAUAUUUUAUUUUUGGUAUUUUAUUAAAUGUAGCCUAUUGAGUGAUAUUUUCGAAUGAUUAAAGUCGUUAUUAGUUUGUUGUAGUCUGGUGGUAGGCCUAUGGACAUUAUACUCCUAGAUUAAGUUUUGUUUAUCCAAUUGGAUCAUUGUUGUGUUUACUUUGCUUAGGCUUAUUUGAUCAGUAAUUUAACAUUUCUGUCAUUUUUAUGAAUUUCGAAUAUACACCAAGAUAUCUGUCAAAAGUACGAGAGAAUUAGGAUAUAAUUGUUUUGGAAAUUGUUUUUCACUUUUGUCUGGAAAUGUUAUAGAACAUAAUCGUUAUAUUGAUUGGUUGGCCUUAAAUGUUUUGUGUUUUUAUAGAAUUAUGAAUAAAUCUUGUACAUGUUUGCA
Molecule: messenger RNA, 2351 nt
Organism: Oncorhynchus kisutch (coho salmon)
Lineage: Eukaryota; Metazoa; Chordata; Actinopteri; Salmoniformes; Salmonidae
Gene: nkx2-9
Product: NK2 transcription factor related, locus 9 (Drosophila)
Exons: 2
Coding region: 1119-1826 (235 amino acids)
Biological process (GO): cell differentiation; regulation of transcription by RNA polymerase II
Cellular component (GO): nucleus
Molecular function (GO): RNA polymerase II cis-regulatory region sequence-specific DNA binding; DNA-binding transcription factor activity, RNA polymerase II-specific
Source: RefSeq, a predicted model, not a curated record